UUGCCGUUGUUGCUGCGAUUUCUGUUCGGAUAUAGUUUUGUUUAAUUCGAUUUCUGUGCGUGGGGGUACGUGUAUUAUAAUUAAUAAUACAAAAUAUAUUAAAACAUUUGUUGUCAGUAUCCAGCAUCAAAGCACCUAACGGCAAAAUUACCGCUGUGUUAAAUAAACGCGUAACGUUUUCUAAAUCAUUUAAACGCGCGACGAUCACUUUGAUAUUGUGUGAGUGUGUGUGAUAUUCUUGAAAUUUAAGCAAAAUUCCAACGCUGCACGUUCGUAAAGUUCGCCGGCCUUAAAUCAUUGGCGCUUUUAAUUUUGGAAGCCAAACAGCAACUGAAAUAAUAAACAACCGACAACAGGCAUUUCUGCAACAACAACAACAACAACAACAACACCUGCAACUCCAGCAACAACAGCAACAACAGCAACAACAGCAACAACAGCAACACCUGCAACAACAGCAACAACAUGGAUGUACUCGUGCAUGAUGCGUUACAUUGGUACAGAGACCUAAUGGACAAUAAAAGUGAUCCGCGUGUCAAGAACUUCUUUCUGCUGUCAUCGCCGCUGCCCACACUUGGCUUGUGCAUAUUUUAUGCGUACUUUAGCAAAUCCCUUGGGCCCCGGCUGAUGGCCAAUCGCAAGCCCAUGGAUCUCCGCAAGGUGCUGGUCUACUAUAAUGCAAUACAGACCAUAUUCAGCGCGUGGAUUUUUUAUGAGUACUUAAUGAGCGGCUGGUGGGGUCAUUAUAGCUUCAAGUGUCAGCCCGUCGACUACAGCAACAGUCCCAUGGCCAUGCGGAUGGUCAAUAUUUGCUGGUGGUACUACAUAUCAAAGUUUACGGAAUUCUUUGACACGCUCUUCUUUAUAUUGCGCAAGAAGAACGAGCACGUUUCAACGCUGCAUGUCAUACACCAUGGCUGCAUGCCGUUCUCGGUGUGGAUGGGCCUUAAGUUUGCACCGGGUGGCCAUAGCACUUUCUUUGCCCUGCUUAACUCGUUUGUGCAUAUUGUGAUGUAUUUCUAUUAUAUGAUUGCUGCCAUGGGUCCAAAGUAUCAGAAGUUUAUCUGGUGGAAGAAAUACCUAACCACCUUCCAAAUGGUGCAAUUUGUGGCCAUAUUUACGCAUCAGUUCCAGCUGCUGUUCCGCGACUGCGAUUACCCCAAGGGCUUUAUGGUCUGGAUUGGUCUGCAUGGCGUGAUGUUCCUAUUUCUGUUCUCCGACUUCUACAAAGCCAAAUACCUAAAUGCGCAACGUCGUCGCCGUGAGGCCAUCAAGGCCAAUGGCCACCAAUCCAACGGCGUUCACACGAACGGCAAAGUCAAGCAUUUGGGCAGUGGCGAUCCCCAGCUAACCAAUGGCGGCCACAAGGGCGCCUGUAUGCCCGUUUUGGAGGAUGAAUAUGUGAAUAGCAAUGGGCAUGUGAAUGCCUAUCAGGAUGGUUACUUCAAGGAGGGCGUACUAUCUAGCAAUGAUGCCAUCCUGAAUCCGGACAGCAGUAGCUCUAGUCUUCAUCAGCGCAAAGUCAAAUAACUACUACUAAGACGUACUACGAUGAUAUUCAUUAUGUUUACUUUAAGUGUUUAGCAAGUAACUGAAUUUUGAUAGAGCAGAUCGAAACAGGCUAACGGCAGAAUAAUAAUGCAUCCGUGCAAUUAUGACCAUUGGCAAAAAGAAAACAAAACAAACAAAAAAAAAAAGGAAGCAACAAAAAUCAGCAAACAUCUAAAAAGCAAAAUAUUAAACCAUUAUUUGAUUUUAGUAAUUUAUGAUAAAUACGAUUGUAAAAGCAAGCCAGAUGUUAGUGUAUAAUGUGAAGCCACAUGCCUCCACAUAUAUAUAUAUAUGUAUAUAUAUGUGUAUGUGUAUAUGGGCAGACCAAGAACCAGAAGCAGAACCAGGGAAGCUCAUUUCCCUCCACCAACAAGACCAUCAGCACCACUGUAGCCGAAGCCGUCAGAUAGAUUAAGGAGAGGAUAGCAGAAGAGAAACUGUUUUAAGAAAAAAA
Messenger RNA from Drosophila virilis, 2005 nucleotides. RefSeq names its product very long chain fatty acid elongase 7. Gene Ontology annotation, biological process: fatty acid elongation, polyunsaturated fatty acid; sphingolipid biosynthetic process; very long-chain fatty acid biosynthetic process. Gene Ontology annotation, cellular component: endoplasmic reticulum membrane. NCBI's taxonomy places the organism in Eukaryota, Metazoa, Arthropoda, Insecta, Diptera, Drosophilidae. Gene Ontology annotation, molecular function: fatty acid elongase activity. The record is from RefSeq and is a predicted model, not a curated record.